Mucor mucedo is the source of this 1947-nucleotide messenger RNA. RefSeq lists its product as uncharacterized. The record is from RefSeq and is a predicted model, not a curated record. The coding region runs from base 4 to 1869 and encodes 621 amino acids. The transcript is spliced from 4 exons. Lineage: Eukaryota; Fungi; Mucoromycota; Mucoromycetes; Mucorales; Mucoraceae.
AUCAUGACAAGUACACUUCAACAACAAACACCUGUAUUCCCCAUGUCUGACAAGACAGAACAAAAUCCAGGCUUAAUUACUCCACCCAUGUCUCCUAUUGAUACUACGUCGCGUCCAGUGACAAACAAAAGCUCAUUAAAGAUUACAGCAGGACAAACAGGCUUACCUUGGCUAACACAUGAUGCUGACGGAGACCAUUUCUCGCCAAUUAUUCAGCAAUCACCCGAAGAAAAUACAGCCAUUACGUCGCCACCACCCAAAUUUCUGGCUCAUCCAAAAGCGACAUCUAUUAUUAGAUUUCCGACCCGAAGGAGAACUAUGCAAAAGUAUAUUUAUACCAUGAAGGAUGGUUUAGAUCCAGUCAAGGUAUUGUGUGAUCGACUUAUGAGUUGGCAAAUAUCUGUUAAAUAUCUGAAUAGCAUGUUUCAAAGUAUAAAAAAGGUUGAAUUCAGCACGGGAAAAGGGUACAGAAAGAUCGACGCCAAAUUCGCAAUUCCCAGCAAAAUUGAAAACCAGUUCAAGUCAUCAGAUGGUGUAAAAGAUGCAUGGCACGCAUUUCGACAAUACACACGAGAGAAUAGUUUGAUUCAUCAAGAUUUUGUUGACUAUAUUGAAAAUGAAAUUCUUCCCAUCCUACACAUCAUGUUGAGGGAUAUACACCUACACAUGCAGGGGAUGAAACACAACAAGCAAUUGUACACAAAUUCUCUCUGGGAUUGCAGAAAGCAGGCUGAUAGUGUAAUUACUCGACUAAAUACUGAUAUCUAUGCCACUGUCAACAUCCAAGAGAAGCAAAAGUCUCCCUAUGUCACUCCCAAGAGAGACCCUUUACUCACCAAACAAGUUGUGAUAAACACUAUUCAAAAGCUAUAUAAGCAAGAGAACCGUUUACACAAGGAAUUUUUAGACACCCAAGAUAAAUACCGCCAAUUCGAACAGGAAAAGAUUAUCAAUGUUUACACUGACUUAUUUCAAACCUUUGAAAACUAUCGUGUUCGUCAUGGGCUUGAAAAUCUGGAAGGUGUGCUUAAAGUAGCCUCUAUCUUUAAUGCGAUUGAAACAGAUGCUGAAUGGCUGGACUUUUUACACCACCAUGAAAACGAUUUAGUAAAAAGGUCCGCCGCUUUCAAAGAUGAAGUUACCUUGGACUUUCCUAAUGUAGGUCAUCCCCUUGUACAACCUGCUAUGAUGGGCAAUUUACAAAGAAGUCAUGGCAAAAAAUGGAUUGAAGAGUAUUAUGUCUUGAGUUCAGUUGGAUUAUUACAUCGGUACAAAUCAAAAAAUGAAUAUCUUCAAGCCCCUUUAAAGCCUCAAGUGACCAUGUUUAUUCCACAAUGUACUAUUCUUGUGAAUCCAACCAGUCAUUUGUUAGAACUACGAGGCAAAACGACAGGUGGACUAUUUGGCAGCAAGAAAUUCUUUGCAUUGUCAUCAGAGGAUCCCAAUGCGCUUCGACUUUGGAUUGAUAUUUUGGAUCGUAUGGCACUUCAAAAACCAAUUCCUAUCAUGCCAAGACAGGCGCCUGUUACUGCUACUACGGUAGACACUCGUUCUAUCCAUUCUAAGGUACUUGCAGAAGAUGAAGUGCCAAUGCAGCCAAUCGUACAAGGUACUUCCAGCCAGCACAUGAUUGCUCCCAUCACAAAUACAGCAAGCCAUCUCGUUUAUCACGAUGACGACAACGACGAUGAGGAUGACUUUAGAAAUCAGACAAUCGAAUAUUCUACGCACUCUCCUAUAGGCGAAACACCUCCUGCUGUUGUCCCACCACAUGGACCUGAUGGAAAUUUAUUAAAGACUCCACCUGGGAUUACACGAGAAGGAAGUGAUUUGUUCUGGGAUACAGCUACAACCAACUUGGAUAAAUAAUCUGCCUAACUAAUGCAUGUUAUUCUUUUUUUCUUAAUGUUUAAUUAAUAAUAAAUAUACUUACUCUAAUCCAAGCAC